Bipolaris victoriae FI3 is the source of this 657-nucleotide messenger RNA. RefSeq lists its product as hypothetical. Gene Ontology annotation, molecular function: acyltransferase activity, transferring groups other than amino-acyl groups. The transcript has 2 exons. The coding region runs from base 1 to 657 and encodes 218 amino acids. The record is from RefSeq and is a predicted model, not a curated record. Lineage: Eukaryota; Fungi; Ascomycota; Dothideomycetes; Pleosporales; Pleosporaceae.
AUGCCACUAGAAGUCCAUCGCAUCACGUCGCCAGACGACUUGGAAACUUUCGCAAGAAUCCAGAUUCUUGCCUUCGCAAGUGGGGGCGGCAUAGCCUCUUUGCUCAGUCACGGACCCAUGACCGAGGAACACGUCAAGAAAUAUACAGAGAGGCAUGUCAAAUCCUGGCGCGAUGAGAAAGAUGUUUUCUAUCUCAAAGUGGUGGAUACGGAUGUCGACGGCGGCAAGAUGAUUGCUGGUGCAAAGUGGCGCAUCUCCGAGAAAGAGAAGACGGAAGAGGAGGCGCAAAAGAUGUACCCGACUCCUGAAGGAGACGAUCUGAACAACCAGGCGCUAGUAGAUUUCAUGGCCUUUUUGAAUAGGGCAAGGAAACAAUAUGUGAAUACCAAACCUAUUUGCUUCCUACAAAUCCUGGUAACAGAUCCGGAGCAUCACCGCAAAGGCGCAGGGUCUAUGUUGCUGAAAUGGGGUCUCAGCAAAGCUGACGAACUCGGUCUUCCGGGUUUCUUGGAGGCUUCGCCUAUGGGUAAGCCACUGUAUGAGAGGAUGGGGUUUAGGACUCAGGAAACUGUGGUAUUUGACUUGACGAAGUACGGGGCGGAGGGUGAGGACACAAACACGAUUAUGAUCAGGGAACCAUUACCAACCAAGGCGUAA